CUAGUCCUUAAAAACUAUUAGCCUAUUUGAUAAUUAAAUUAGUUUCUUUUUUAAUAUCAUGAUAGAAGUAUGUAUUUUGUUAAAGUUCAAUAUUUUCACAUUCAUGUUCAAUAGUUGGAUACUAAAGGUUAAGCAAAUUAGGAAUAAUUUAUAAAAUUUCAGCAUGUGCAGUAAUGAUAUGGAAUAUGAUUAAAUACAUAUUUAAUUUACUAAAUAAGAUGUUAUAAAAGCGUGCUUAAAUCAUUUUGAACUUUUUGCAAUGAUUUAACCCAAUAGUAAAAUAAUAUCAGAUCUAUAUCAAUGAUCAUUAUAUA
This is a messenger RNA of Paramecium octaurelia, 314 nucleotides long. NCBI's taxonomy places the organism in Eukaryota, Ciliophora, Oligohymenophorea, Peniculida, Parameciidae. The record is from the annotation of a GenBank genome assembly.